CAACCUAGGAAGACUCGUCGCACACCUACUAUACACUCACGAAAACUCAUAUCUUCGGAACCUACCAAGAUGUUUUCAAUCAUCGAUUUCAGCAACGAGUCCGGAACGAUCUCGCAGGUCGAGAUUAACCCAGCUGACGCGAUGGAUCAGAACAUCCCAAUUGAGCGGCUGGCUGCUCGAUACAAUGUACAGCAAUUCGCUGACAGCCGCCCGCCCACUGGGAGCGGUGCUCCAACACGUACCCGUGCCCACACAUACGGCCAUAGCUACUCACCAUACGCAUUGUCAGACCUGGCGGGUAUGCAUCAUCGUACCAGCUCAUUGUCAAGUGGCUACGUGCCUGCGCAGCCACAUACACCAUACGGUCCUCCGGCUUCACUCUCAGCCCAUGGAUACUGGCAAUGGGUACCUUCACCCAUUCCCACUGAACUGGCUGACUAUGAGCAGGAUAGCUUUCUCGAGGAUUUGCUUGCUCCAGUAGCGCGUUCGCGAGCGACGUCGAUAGCACAUUCGGAAGCGACAUCGAUGGCUCCGAGCUAUGUCGGUGCCCCUAGCUCAGCAAACAGUGUGGUAUACAGCUCUCGCGGGUCUGUGAGCGAGAUGCCGCCUCCCGCGCGGCUUCGUGCGCCAAGGGUGUCGAGGAAGAAGCCAAGCUUGCCCAAGCAAGAUGCUCCAGAGGCAGCGGCGAACCAGGCAGCUGCCAGGAAGGAGUCAGCUGAGACGAAAGCCAUGCACAAGGAAGUCGCCGAAAAGGUGUCGGCCAUCCCUUCACAGAACCACGACGCCGUUCCGGUACGCCCUUGCGCUUUGACCCCCCGCAAUCUCACGGACGUCGAGGAAAAGACGAACCGCGAGAAUGCGUAUAUGUUCAUAGCAAACUGGGAGCGUAAGAGUAGACCCAGUUUCAAGAGACACGAUAUGAACAAUUAUCAGGUCAACGAUGGUCCGCUAGAGUUCAACCCUAUACAGAGCGGGCACAAGCUGAUAGACCUCGAGCUUCCGGUGACGAUGCUGAUUGACUGCAUUUUUGAUUCUCGGAAUUUUGAGACGGAAGACGUAUUCAAUAGCCAGGUUCAUGCGGACCCGCUGGUAGAGCUCUUCCUCGACAUUGCCCGUGCGGAGAUUCUGAAGGAGGUUCGAGACCAAUGGCGCGAGCUUCGGGCAAAUGAUGACAAGGCGCUGAGGUACCAGCUUGAUCUGCUCUCGAAAUUGUACCGCAUGGGGAGCAUCACUCCGUGGAAGCCGAUUGCCACUUAUCUAGAGAAGUGGGCCUACUGGCGGGAGAACUGGUGCGGAGAAAACAGCCAGGAGAGGAGCAAGACCCAGAGGCCUGCCAUUCAUCCAGACGACAGAUUCUUCCGCUUGAACGGUUCCAAGGGCCUGCAGGAUAGUGCGGAGGCCAAGCUGAAGGAAUUGCUGAUGGGCAAGGGGAUGGCGGCUUCUGCGGAGCUAUACUUCAUGCAGCGGCUGAAGGACGUAUCCAAAGAUGUCCGGGCUGUAAUUGUGGAGCGCGACUCUGUCCUGCUACUUGACACCGAAGGCUUGGAGACUUUGCUAAGGCUAGACAAAGAGCAGUAUGAAGCUUAGAAGCUCCGUAGUGUGCCAGAUGCAAGCAAAGGUCUGUCUGACAACGGAUGGAAGCGCGAGGUUGCGCCGGGAUUUGUAGAUCAAUCAAUC
Paraphaeosphaeria sporulosa is the source of this 1677-nucleotide messenger RNA. RefSeq lists its product as uncharacterized. The transcript has a single exon. The record is from RefSeq and is a predicted model, not a curated record. The coding region runs from base 70 to 1587 and encodes 505 amino acids. Lineage: Eukaryota; Fungi; Ascomycota; Dothideomycetes; Pleosporales; Didymosphaeriaceae.